Penicillium antarcticum is the source of this 753-nucleotide messenger RNA. RefSeq lists its product as uncharacterized. The record is from RefSeq and is a predicted model, not a curated record. The transcript is spliced from 2 exons. The coding region runs from base 1 to 753 and encodes 250 amino acids. NCBI's taxonomy places the organism in Eukaryota, Fungi, Ascomycota, Eurotiomycetes, Eurotiales, Aspergillaceae.
AUGUCUGGUUUGCUUUUCUAUCUGCCGCAUUGGAAACAACUAUUGGCAUCCGGCAGUAUAUCUAAACCUCCAGCUAGCCUUGCACCACCAGUUCAAACACUGUUGUCACCUCCCUACAGCAGUGCCGGCAGCCAGUUGAACGAGAUGUCGGAAUUUGGUCAGAAUGAUAGCGACUUCGAUCUCAACAUCCACGGAAUCCGCCGAGAGUCUUCUCCUAUAUCGGCGCCGGUUUUAUCUCUUUCUGCAGAUAACGAAGAUGUUGGGCUGGAUUUACCAAAUGUAGCAGAGGCUGGGGCCCAUAAGGCUCAAGGACCGCUCUCGGUCGAAUGCUUCCUCCACUGCAAUCACGAGGACCAGUCGGGCUUCAAGUGGACUGGUCCACAUCCUCUCUCCACCUCUACUCUAGCUGAUGAUCUCUUCCUUUACAUUUCAGCAUUCUUUCCUUUCGAUGAGGUGUACUGGGUAGAGCCCCUACUCACACGACUUGAUCAAUCAACCGGCAAGGCAGUGGGAGAGCAUCUAUUCUUCCUGCCAAGGGUUGAAACCACAAUGGGAAACUUGCACUGGAUGCGUGAGCAGAUGCUAGAUAUCAUAUCCCCUGCUGCUUUUGAAGCCACAGCCCCCUGUCUUCAAUUGUUUUUGUGGCCGAGCACGGAACCUCUGCCGUAUUCCAGUCACUCGACUUUCUCCUCGCUAGCAACACUACCCAUGAUGCCAUCUCUGGAUCCGACAUUUUGCGUAAAGUCAUGUUAA